AUGACGGUCAAACUGAAACCUCACCACAUUUACAGCGUGCGCCAAGAAAGAAUAAAGGACUUGCUGUUUUUGGAUGAGAAAACCAUAAUUUUCCCAAGCCUAAACAACUGUGUGUGCUAUAACAUACACCAACGAUGGACAAAAUUCAUCCCAGGUUCAAUGCCAUACCAAGAGGGGCCACAGAGCAUAAAGGCACUGGCUAUUAGCCCUGAUAGGCACUACUUGGCAGUGUCUGAGCGUGGAGAACGCACUACCAUCACUGUCUAUGACCUUCAGUGCGAACACUGCUCCAAGAGGCAGGUACUAACAGACGACAGCAACCAUGAGUUUGUCUGUAUGGCUUUUUCUGCUGACUCCAAGUACCUGGUGGGCCAGUCUGGAGAACCUAAAUGGACCCUCUUCUACUGGGAUUGGGAGAAUAAUGAGGUCAUUGCAACUGUGAAGAGCACAAGUGCUGGAUUUGUUAGUCAGGUUAGCUUUAAUCCGAAAGACAACACCCAGAUUUGUGUGACCGGAAAUUCUGUUUUCGAGAUCUUCAAAUUGGAGAAUGAGUCAAUAAAUCGGACAGGCUCAUUUACAGAUUUGAAAAACGUCUCUUCCCAUACAUGGAUGUCUGAGGACUGCAUCAUCUUAGGGAAAGAAACAGGAGAACUGGUGAUGCUGAAGGCUGGAAACCGGCACAAUUUGAAGAGACCUGCACUGCAACGUAUCUCUGCUAUUACAACAUAUUCUAAAGGCUUUGUCUGUGCAGCUGGACCAGUGGUGUGUCUUUAUGAAAAAACAGAGAAGUGUGACUACACAAGCACCAUGGAAAUAAGAAUCCCUGAGGACCUGUGCAGCAGUGAACCAGAGCUGCAGGAGAUCACCGCGGUGUGCAUGAGUCCAUUAGAGCAGACGCUGGCCAUAAGCACAUGCCAGGGCCAGGUCUAUCACUUCAGCAUCACCUCAACUGAGAUCAGUCAGGACAAUCGGGCCGACUUUGAUUUCCUGUUUCACCCCUGGAGCAUCAACGAUCUGUCCACCUGUUUAUCCAAACCCCUCUUUGCAACGUGCUCUAAGGACAACUCCAUCCGCGUCUGGAACUACAAGACCAAUAUUCUGGAGCUCAACAAGACUUUUCCAGAAGAGCCAAAAUGCAUCUCGUUGCACCCAAAUGGCUUGUCCUUGCUGGUGUGCUUUAACGAUAAAGUCUGCCUCAUGAACAUGUUGGUUGACGGAUUCCGCACUGUGAAGGAGUUCAACAUACUCAACUGCAGUGUGUGUGUCUUCAACAAUGAUGGCAACAUGUUUGCCACUGUCAUCGACAAUUUGAUAAGCGUCUUCCAUGUCAGAACAGGCAACUGUGUGGACUUUAAGGGCCACCUUGAAAAGAUAAAGUCAUUGAAGUGGAGCGAAGAUGACCAUCUGGUGUCGUGCGGGGUGGAUGGCGCUGUAUUUGUAUGGAAAGUUCUGAACAUCUCCUCAUACACAUGGAAGGCUGUGAUCGGCCCCUACGAGACUGUGAGCACAGAGACAUCAUGUACAUUCGUGGAUGCCAUCUUCUCACCUGACACUCGGAAUGUUCUCGCUAUAGGCAGCGAUUUCACGCUGAAAGAAUUCCAAGAAAAAGAGGUGGACUGCACCGUCAUCUCCAUGACUCAUUCGGGGAAAGCAGUCUUCGCUGGAACGGCUGCUGGUUCUGUGAAAGUGCUGCAGUACCCAGUAGAAGAGGGGAAAUCCUGGAUAGAGUAUCAGGCAGAUUCCGCUUCUAUCGCUAAAAUGGCCAUCACACCUGAUGAUCAGUAUCUGCUGACUGCCUCAAUUGAUGGCUCCUUCCACAUCUGGAUAAUCAAUGACCAGGGGGGAUGCACUUUAAGCAUGUGGAAAGAAACUGCAGACAUGGAGGAGGUCCUCUGUACCAAAGAUUUUUUGGAGAAGCAGAAACAGCGCAUACACCCAGAUGCUUACAAUCAGGUGGCGCUGCUAAAGCAGGAACAUGAGCACAGAAUUAACGAAAUCAGACAAAGUUUCUGCCAGGAGAUCGAGGCUCUAAAAAGCCAAAUCCAGGAGCUGAAUGCUGAGAAGGAGGGACAGAAUUAUGAAGAGCUGGAAAAGAGCAUGCUGGCCAUGCAGCAGUACUAUAUGGAGAUACUGAACGAGCAGGAGAAAAUGAAUUACCAGUGCACUAUGUAUAUGAAACGGCACUUUGAUGACAGGCUCCAUGACCAAGAGAAUAAGUUGCAGCAAGCUGAGAAGAGGAUAAAGGAACUGGAAAAGAACAUCGACUCAGAGUACAAAGAUGUUAUCCUUCAGUAUGAACAGAAGCUCCAGGCAGAGACGAAGAGCAAAGCGAAGUCAGAAAAAGAAAUGAAACUCAUGGAGAACAAGUUCUGGAAAUUAAAAGAAGAGUUACAGGAACAGUGCCAGGGGUCCAGUCAGCUCGAGGCUAAGGUAGCGGAGAUUGACAGCAAAAAAAGGAAGACAAUACAUGACCUGGAGCAGGAACUGAAACAUCAAGAACAAGAGCUGUACAUGGAGAGGAACAAGGCCACAAAAAUGACGAUUUUGGUGCAGAGGAUGAAGGCUGACAUUCAAGAAUGUUUAAGCUUCAUCCACAAGCCAUGCCAGCUGAAGGAGAACUUCAUCAGGCUCCACAAAAGCUACAUUAAGGAAGCAGAUGUAGCACUCAGAGCAAAGCCUGGGGUUGUGCAAGAUCACAUCAGGCUGAUGGAGCAUAAACAGUUUAUGGAAGCCAAUGUUCAGCAAUCAUACAGCUCCAAGGUCUUAAUGCAACUGCAGAACAGAUUUGAAGAGAUCAACAUGGAGAACAUGGAGACCAUAUCUGAGCUGAGGCUCAAGCUGACCAUGAAUGAAAAGGAGCUGUCUACAGAGCGACAGAUGGUCAAAAACAUAAAGAGUUUGGUGGAAAGCAUGAAGGAAGACAUAAAAAUCUGCAUAAGCUUCAUUCAGUGUCCAUCGCUGCUGAAGGAGAAUGUUCUAAAGCUCUAUAAAAGCUACAUCCAGGAAGCAGAUGUGAGAGUCGGAGCGAAGACUGCGGUCGUGAAAGAUCACACCAUGCCGAAGGCACAACAGCAGACAAUGGUGGUCACUCCAGAGAAGAAACUGGCUGUGGAUGCCAACAUUCAACCAGCACAAAGCUCCACCCUUUUGAAGCCUGAGGUUAAAGCAGAUGAGGUCAUCAACAACAUGGAGAGCAUGUUUGACCUGAGGCAGAAGCUGACCAUGAAGGAGAAAGAGCUAUGUAUAGAAAGGCAGAGGGUCAAAGACAUUAAGACUUUGGUGUGUAGGAUGAAGGACGACAUCAAAACCUGCUCAGGCUUCAUUCAGCAGCCAAAGAUGCUGAAGGAGAACUUUAAAAAGCUCCACAAAAACUACAUCCAGGAUGCAGAUAAAAUCCAUCUUAAAGACAUGGUUAAACUGCCUGAGCAGAAACAGAAUGAGGCAGAUUUGACCAUCACCAAAAAUCAGCAGGAUGGACUGAAGGAAGAACAAAAAGAACAGAUGAGACUGAGCAAUGAUCCUGAACUCAGUGAACUGCAGGACAAGAUUCAGGAGAAAAAACAACUCUUCAGCAAGCUUGAGUCUGAGGUGGACAAGAUCAACCUGAAAAACAUGUUUGACCUGAGGCAGAAGGUGAUCAUAAAGGAAAAAGAACUGUGUAUAGAGAGACAGAAGGUUAAAAACUUGAUGACAUUGGCUAAAAAGAUGAGGGACGACAUUGAAAGCUGCUCACGAUUCAUCCAGCAGCCGAAGAAGCUGAAAGAGUACUUUAUAAAUAUCCAUAGGAAUUACAUCCAAGAAGCAAAUUAUAUGAAAGUCGGAGCAGUGGUGCAAGAUCAGAUCAGGCUGAAGGACCAACAGAAAAGGAUGGUGGUCACUCCAGAGAAAAAACAACAACAAGCAGAUACAGUAGCUCAAAGCUCCUGAAGGAACAAAGUAAAAGUGAGAGAGACACAGCUGAAGUUGUUACUACUUUAUCUUUCUAUCCUGGUGCUGAUCAGAGCAUCAACAAA
This is a messenger RNA of Clarias gariepinus (North African catfish), 4013 nucleotides long. Its product is annotated as cilia- and flagella-associated protein 57-like. The record is from RefSeq and is a predicted model, not a curated record. Bases 1 to 3927 code for a protein of 1308 amino acids. Gene Ontology annotation, molecular function: protein binding. The transcript has 28 exons. Lineage: Eukaryota; Metazoa; Chordata; Actinopteri; Siluriformes; Clariidae.